This is a messenger RNA of Radiomyces spectabilis, 1325 nucleotides long. Its product is annotated as Gtr1/RagA G protein conserved region-domain-containing protein. Lineage: Eukaryota; Fungi; Mucoromycota; Mucoromycetes; Mucorales; Radiomycetaceae. Gene Ontology annotation, molecular function: GTPase activity; GTP binding. Gene Ontology annotation, cellular component: Gtr1-Gtr2 GTPase complex; nucleus; fungal-type vacuole membrane. The coding region runs from base 54 to 1145 and encodes 363 amino acids. Gene Ontology annotation, biological process: cellular response to starvation; regulation of autophagy; cellular response to amino acid stimulus. The record is from RefSeq and is a predicted model, not a curated record. The transcript has 10 exons.
AACACCUGUAACUUGCUCUUUGCUUUGCCCUUUCUAUAUUGAUAACCUCUGCCAUGGAUUAUGACUAUCAGCCAAUGAACGAUUCUGAUAUCAUUGAUGUCGUUGACGAUCAAACGCCAUCGGAUAAACCCCGUAUUCUCCUUAUGGGCUUGCAAAGAAGCGGCAAGUCCAGCAUUCAGCGCGUGGUGUUUGGGAAAAUGCCGCCCAACGAUACAUUAUACCUGGAAAGCACGACCAAAAUUCAGAAAGAGGAUAUAACACGCUCUUUUAUCGAUUUUCAAAUUUGGGACUUCCCUGGCCAAGUCAACUUUUUCGAUAUGGCGUACGAUUCACAGGAAAUUUUUGGGACCGUGGGAGCCUUGAUUUUCGUCAUUGAUGCUCAGGAUGAUUACAGUGAAGCAUUGCAUCGAUUAUACUUUACCGUAACGAGCGCGUAUCGGGUCAACCCAAAUAUCACAUUUGAAGUCCUGAUUCAUAAAGUAGAUGGAUUGUCGGAUGAUUACAAAAUCGACACGCAACGCGACGUACAACAACGCAUGAGUGACGCUUUAGCUGAUGCCCAAAUGGAGCAUAUCCAUUUAACUUACUACCUAACCAGUAUAUAUGACCAUUCCAUUUAUGAAGCAUUCAGCAAGAUCAUCCAGAAACUAAUAAGAGAAUUGCCAACCCUGGAGAACCUUCUCAAUGUAUUUUGCUCUAACUCCGGCAUCGAUAAAGCGUACUUGUUCGAUACCCUAACCAAGAUCUAUAUUGCCACCGACAGUUCUCCGGUGGAUAUGCAAUCGUACGAAUUAUGUAGUGACAUGAUCGAUGUGAUUAUAGACAUCGAAUGCAUAUAUGGUAUGCAAGGAUCGACCCUGAAUGAGGAUCGAUUACUGGAUGAAGGAAACGAAAGCACCCAAGUCACUCAAUCACCGGAAUCGCUACGAAGUGAAACUCCACCACUCUAUACUUCCAAUACCAAAAAUCCCUAUGGUGAAGAAACUGACGGCUUAGAGCACGGGCUAUUGGCGGAGCAGAAUGAUCAAUCCUCGAUUACCGCCAACUGUGAAUCAGAAGCUUCGAGUUUAAUUAAACUGGAUAACGGUGAUGUACUUUACAUGCGCGAAGUCAACCGUGCUCAUCUGCUUAUUACGGCAGGAUAAUUUCGAGAAACAUGGCUUGAUCGAUUACAACUUCCAAUGUUUCAAGGAAGCCGUAACUGAAGUGUUUGACUUUUCACAAAAGCGAAAUUCUCAACAGCAGCAGCAACAACAACAACAACAACAACAACACCAAGACCAGCCGCCAGCAGGAGAACUGUAGCCACUGUCCUUUGUUCUAUG